AUGUUAAAUACUAAACUAACUAAAUUCAUAGAUUCAAAAGCAGAUCAAGUCAAUUCAUAACUUAAAUCUGCUCAAAACACCCUACAAAAUCAAACAUCACAAUUAACUAAUUAAAUUACAGAUGCAAAUCAAACAAUGAAAGUUGCUGCUCCUUUACUAAAAGCCAUGGGUAAUGAUCAAAUCCUAUUAUUUUAAGGUCAUUCAGAAGUUGCUCAAAUUUCCAAAGGAUUAGAUUUGGCUUAGAAGAAUCUAGUACCUAUUAUAGAUUAAACCAAUAAAACUAUACAAAAGGGCACUGAUAUCGUUAAUUCUUAAAUUUAAAAAGCAUCUAACUUAGCAAAUUAGUAAAUUCAGAAAGUUAAUGUAAAAUAUAUUAUAAAUAAUAAAGGAACAAGUUGGACCAUAAUUAGAAUAGGGUUAACAGAUUAUUAAGUAAUAAUAUGAAAAGGGUAUGGAAGCGAUUAAAGAAAAUUAAAAUUUUUAAUCUAUUGCUGUAAAAGCUGCAGUAGUAGGGAUGGCAAUAAAUUAAAUGAUGGAAACUCCAACAGAUGAUGGAUCAGGCAUAUUAAAUUAAAAAAAAGAAAAUACAUAAUAAUAAUAAUAAUAAUAAUAAUAAUAAUCAAUUAUUACUAAUUAAGGUAAUACAGAUAUUCAUAAAUAAUAGUUAAAAUAAGAAUUAAAUUUCUUUCAAAAUAAAAUUAAAUAAUACAUUAAAAAAAUCACAGGAAAAUAAGUCAAUUCUAGAAUUGAAUAUUUAUGUCUUAUCUAAUAAAAACUUAAAGAUAAUAUAGAUGCUAAUUAUUAAUAAUAAUCUAAAUAAUCACUAAAAAAUGAAAUGUGGAAAGCAGCUUAUUAAGAGAGAAGAAUUUAAAGUCAUUAAAUUUUUAUUUAAUAUAUGACUAAAAUGGUUGAAUUUAUAUUUGAAUACUUAACAAUUGUUGAAACUGUAUUUUAACAAAUAAAAAUGAGAUAUAAAUCUUCAAAUAAUUCAUUUGAAAUGAUCCUCAAUUAUUGCAAUAAUUUAUCAAUACAAUUAGAUUAUUUUACAACAUAUAGUUAUGUUUAACCAAAUUAAAAUUUUUUAAGCAGACUAUUCACUAAUUAAACUAAAUUAUAAAUAAAAAAUAGUCAAACAAUGAAAAAAUCAACUAAAUCAAGUAAUUUAAAUGAGAAUGCAGAAACUUAAAAUUAACAAUUAGAUUAAAAGGAAGAUAAAUAAGAAGUACAAUUCUAUCAUUAAGAAUUAUGCUAAAAGUUUAAUAAUCUUGAAAGUGAAUAUUAAUAGCAUAUAUAAAAUAUACAAAUACUAAAGAACAAUUUGAAAGGAGAAAUUAAAGAUAAACUAAUAAUUUGUUAAUAAAUGAAUUAAUAAAAGAUAUCUGAUUAUUUGAUGUAAGUUCAAGGAUAAAGAAAUAUCACUUUUGAAGCAGUUGAACAAUUUUAUAAGAGUUUCAUUUAAUAUGAAUUAAUUUAUUCUUAAAAUGUAGAAGCAGCAUUUGAAGGAGGACAACAGAUAAAAGAUAUAUAUAAUGAGGAAUAUAGAAUGUAUUGUAAAUAAUUAAUUAAAUUUAGAUUACUUUAAAUCCCUUAUAAAACAAUAAUAAUAAUUUGGUUUAUUUACAACAUAUAUUCUUAAAGAAAUAUCAUAAUUUGAAUAUACUAGAAUAGAAUUUCUAUAGAAAGUAUUCACACAAUUAACUUCAGAAUUGGGAAAAUAUUUUCAAUUUCCAAAUUAAAAAACAAUAGAUUUCUCAAAUCCAUUAAUAUUAUAAUAAGCAAAAUCAGCAUUCGAUAUAAAUUAAUUAUUAACUUCUGAAUAGCUUGUAAUAAUUAAAAAAUACUCAGGCAUACCUUUAGAAAAUGAUAUUACAACAGAUAUAUAUUCAGCAUUCGCUUCAAAUUUUACAAGUAUAUAAUAUUAAUCAAUUUCUAGUACCUUCUCCUGAAUCUCUAUUGUAAUCAUCUCCUUUGAUUCUAAAAAAGUAUGAAAUCAAAAGGGAUGUUGCUUGGGAAAGAUCAUUAAGUUUUGGAAAAGACUUUGUACCAACAAAUUUCAUAAUAACUGUUGAUGGAUUUUUGCUAUUUUUUGACACAGAUUGGAAAGAACAGAAUAAUGAGGAACCAAUUUAAUGUCAUAAUUUUAUGGUUAUAAAUGAAGUAUUGAAUAUGAAUUAAUUAAAUAGUUAGCAAUAAAGGAGAGAUAAAGUAAUGAAACAAUUGUAGAAUUGAUAGUGAAAAAACAAGGAAAAUUAUUUGAUACACAUAAGAAAUAAAUAUUAAUGAUGAAUGAUGUUAUGGAGAAAGAAUCUUUAAAAUUAUUACUAAAUUAAUUUAAAUGA
Messenger RNA from Paramecium pentaurelia, 2339 nucleotides. The record is from the annotation of a GenBank genome assembly. Lineage: Eukaryota; Ciliophora; Oligohymenophorea; Peniculida; Parameciidae.